Messenger RNA from Nezara viridula (southern green stink bug), 1918 nucleotides. The record is from the annotation of a GenBank genome assembly. Lineage: Eukaryota; Metazoa; Arthropoda; Insecta; Hemiptera; Pentatomidae.
UGUUUAAUGACUCAGCUGUUUUUUCCAAAAAAAAAAAGAUUUAAAAUCCUCAGUGGUUGCAAAAACCUUUCCAAAAUUAUUUACUCUUCUAAUCCUUGAUUCAAAGUAUACAACCAUAGUCAAAAAUUGAGUCAAACGAAGAAUAUGAUAUAAAAGAAAAAAAAUUUAAAACAUUGUAAAAGUUUCGAAAAUUAAAUUAGAAGAAAUAUUUAGAUGAAUCAUAGUAAUACAUUUUUUUUAACAAGAUAUACGUUGGACACUAAACCAUGAUAUACUGAAACUCAUAUGAAAAUUGGCAUAUUUUAUUAAAAUCGAUAUAUUUUAAGAAAUCUCAGAAUACAUUUAAAACCUCAGGGAAAUAUAUAAAAGAUUCAAGGUAUUAGCUCUUUGGAACAGUAAACAUUGUGAGCCUUCUGGAGAUUCCUUCGAUUUUGAGUGGUUUUCAUUUUUUCUUUUUAAAAUGAAGUGUAACAAGUGUUUUUGGAAGACUUUUACUUCAAGAACUACAAUAAAGAGAUUUGUUAGCACCGAACCAAGCGUGAGUGACAAACUUCGAAAAAAUGAGAUCUUCAAGAAGUACGAAUCGGGUUUCGCCAUCAGCCACCUCUACGCUAACAAGGUCGGAGCGCACACUCCUAUUCAGGAGACCUGGGCUGAAGCGCGGAGCCUGCACAACAAGGAUAUAAUGUUUGGGGUCUUCGAUGGUAACAGUGGUUCUGCUUGCUCUCAUGUCGUAGCUAAGCGCCUUUUCGCUUAUCUGCAAGCAUCACUACUUCCCAAGAGGUUCCUUGAGGAGUGCAUCAAUUCCAUGGCGAAAUAUGAUCAGAAGAUCAAGUUCCUAGACUCUUUCCAGGACAGAUACUUCUUCUUACAAGAUUAUCAGAACGUAUACGAGGACAGCUACAGAGCCUUCAUAAAGGAGCUGGCGGAAGAAGAGCCGAUGGACUUGGAGGAAUCCUUGAAAAGGGCCUUCGAAAGGCUAGAUUUGGACAUGUCCAAAGAGGCCAUGGACGACAACACGAACGACAAGCGGUUCCUCUGGGUAGCCAUGACUGGAUCGGGAGCGACGGUGCUGCACCUGUCGGGACUGAAGGCAACCCUGAGCACGGCCGGGGACUCCCUGGUGGUGGUCGGGACGGAGGACGGCAGGAGCAAGGUCCUCACUCCGGAGCACAACGUUGAGAACGAGAAGGAGGUCAAGAGGGUUCUUCUGGAGCAUCCCGGCGAGGAAGGGUUGGUGAGGGACGGCCAUCUUCUCGGGGCACUCACGGCGCUCAGGUCCUUCGGGAACUUCAGGUACAAGUGGGACAAGGACAUGAUCACCAGGUUCCUGGUUCCACACUACGGGGAGAGCGUCGUACCCGAGCGCAGCCUGACUCCCCCCUACAUCACCGCCAGCCCGGACAUCGGCAGUUACACCAUCUGUCCUGAGGACAAGUUCAUUGUGAUCGCGUCCGAUGGCAUCUGGGACAUCUUCCCUCCGGAGAAGGUAGUGAAUAUCAUCCUGAACCACCAACCUGUCCAUCAAGCGGUAAAGCUGUUGACGGCGCCGUACAAGAAGUUUCAACAGGUCCGCAGCAUCCUCAGGAAGGAAGACUUCAAAGAGGAAGUGGAGGUCAUGGACUCUCCUGCUACUCAGCUCAUCCUCGAAGGCCUCAUCAGCGCCACUAAACUCCUCCAACUUCCGGACAAGUUCGUCAGAAACGUCCGGGACGACAUGACGGUCCUCAUACUCUACAUCGACCAGAACUUCGUCAAGGUCCACGCCAAUGAACAAGAAUCCGUCAAGUACAAGGAUUCGGAAUACGUCAAGUCUGAAUUCAUAAUAUGAAUGUCCAUUACCUCUGGUUGUUUACUAACUGGGUGUAUGUAAUAAAGAUUUUUGCAAUGUUUACUUGUAAUGAGUUGUAUUAUAAUG